GGCAGCAGCUGCUACUGUCAGCGGGAAGAGAGCAGCCGAGAGAGAGAGAGACUCCAAAAUAGACGCGCUUCUUUCCCAGGCAGGAGCCAUGUCGUCUAGCGAGGGGCUUGGGGUGCAAGAGGAGAACUUGCAGGGUUCCUGGGUGGAGCUGCACUUUUCUAGCAACGGGAAUGGUCAUGGCGCCCAGCCAACAAGCCAGGAGCAAGGCCCAGCCUCGAUUUCUAUUCACAAUGGUGACAUGGAGAAAAUCCUUCUAGAUGCCCAGCAUGAGUCUGGAAGAAGCAGCUCACGAGAGAGCUCCCAUUGUGACAGUCCUCCUCGAUCCCAGACGCCUCAGGACAUUCACAGAGCUUCUGAAGUCGAGAGCCGUGGCAGCGGAGAAAAGAAUAGCUCUCAGUCUGAGGAAGAUUUUCAGGAAAGAAGGAAAGAAGUUGAACAGCUUUUGAAGAAAAAUUCUGACUGGAUGUGGGACUGGUCCAGCAGGCCUGAAAACAUUCCACCAAAGGAGUUUCUGUUUAAACACCCCAAGCGCACCGCUACCCUCAGCAUGAGAAACACGAGCGUGAUGAAGAAAGGAGGCAUCUUCUCUGCGGAAUUUUUGAAGGUUUUUCUGCCAUCUCUGUUGCUUUCUCAUCUGCUUGCCAUUGGAUUAGGGAUUUAUAUCGGAAGACGGUUGACAACUACAGCUUACAGCAGCAGUUCGUUAUAAGAUGGGAACAAAUCUUCAUCUUCUACAAAAACCAUGACUACAUUAAUCCAGACAUGCAAAAUGGUGAAUGAAAAGGAACUCCUGUGUGCAGAAGUGGCACAGCUAUGUAUGUUUCGGUCCAUAAAUGUUGUGUGCUCUUGGGGCUUUUUCUAAUUGUAGAGGGAAAGAUUGAAAACCAACACCAAACGACUCCUUUGCAAACUAACCUCAAGUCAUCAAAGCAAAUUUUUGACAGAGGUCUUUGAAUGAACUGUGUGUGUGAACAAAAUGUCUAUUGAAAAUUAUGUAGCAAGGGAUUAAACGGUUUGUCUUGUUUCACUUUGCAUAGCAGAGUAUUUGGUCAAGAGUAUUAUGGCCUUACAUUUCUGAAGACUGGAGUCUGUGAAGCAGUUUAGUGAUUUUCUUUGAUACCUCUCUAAAUCCUAAAUACAGGUUUGUGUGUUUUAGUAUGGGAUCUUUCCAUUAUGUUUUAAAAAGGAAAAUUUAUAUGCAACAGAGUGGGGUAAAUAAGCCUGCAGCAGAGUUUAUAUAUCCAAUGAUUGCCCUUGUUGAGAUAAGCUAUCUAACCAGUCAAAAUUUAAGAAUGGCUGACCCACUGAGCCCAGAGCCUUGCUUUUCCUUAUGUCUUAUACUCAGAGGUAUCUGGUCUUAACAAUUUUCUUGAGAAUUACCCAUUAAUGAACUUUUUACAGGCACAUGUGCUUUAGUGCAAGCUAUCACUAGGCCCAUUUGAAAUCAAGUUUUGCACCAGGAUGAACAUGUGCUAAACAUUUGCAACUUACGCUUCUUUUGCCCAUCUUGAAUCUUUGCAAGUUCAACAAUGGUUUUUAAUGCAAAACUCCAGUUGUUUGUGAUUUUACCAGUUAAAUAAGUUUUGAAUAUCAUUGCAGCCUUAUUGAAAAUCAGCAAGGAAUGUUGUUUUUGCAGGAACUCCUUAUGAGUUAGAGUACUACAAUAUUUACAACGAU
This is a messenger RNA of Lacerta agilis (Sand lizard), 1677 nucleotides long. It is a transcript of the gene BNIP3, whose product is annotated as BCL2 interacting protein 3. Gene Ontology annotation, cellular component: nucleus; mitochondrial envelope; mitochondrial outer membrane. Lineage: Eukaryota; Metazoa; Chordata; Lepidosauria; Squamata; Lacertidae. Bases 89 to 709 code for a protein of 206 amino acids. Gene Ontology annotation, biological process: positive regulation of apoptotic process; mitochondrial outer membrane permeabilization. The transcript is spliced from 6 exons. The record is from RefSeq and is a predicted model, not a curated record.